This is a messenger RNA of Fusarium proliferatum ET1, 432 nucleotides long. RefSeq lists its product as uncharacterized. NCBI's taxonomy places the organism in Eukaryota, Fungi, Ascomycota, Sordariomycetes, Hypocreales, Nectriaceae. The coding region runs from base 1 to 432 and encodes 143 amino acids. The record is from RefSeq and is a predicted model, not a curated record. The transcript has 2 exons.
AUGCCGGCAUUGAUCCGCCAAAACACACCAACCCAACGCAGUUACACCGCCCUCCUUCGCUUCGAGCUCGCGGCGUUAGACCAGAAGAGAAAGUUCCAACGGCCGGGAUCUAACGCUAGAGACAAAUCGUCGAUUCAAAUGUGCCGAGAUGGUCGAUUCUGGGUGGUCAGCCAACGGUCAAGUAACGCCCCUAGCCCACAGGCUCGCCGCCUACACACGACAAUGCAGUUGUACAAAACAGCCAUUGUUAUUGCAUUCAUUGCAUAUGAUAAAGAGACAACAGGCGAGGUUCUUAGGGAUGGGGGUGCGCGGCUGAUCAGGUUGAAAUACAUCAGCAUUGCUGUUACACAGCCAGCUCAUCAGACACUCAUGGAUUCUUACAUGUUUGUGAGCCCUGAGUCACUGAUUAACAUUGGGUUUAAUUCCGUUUAA